Molecule: messenger RNA, 738 nt
Organism: Lactuca sativa (garden lettuce)
Lineage: Eukaryota; Viridiplantae; Streptophyta; Magnoliopsida; Asterales; Asteraceae
Molecular function (GO): protein dimerization activity
Source: RefSeq, a predicted model, not a curated record
AUGACAAGUCUUCAAUUUUGGGCCGGUGUGACACAAUGUUUAAAAGUGUUUUCCCCUUUGGAGAAAGUCCUUCGAAUGGUUGAUGCGGAUUGGAAGUCCUCAAUGGGUUUUGUUUACGGGGAGCUUAAAGUAGCAAAAGAAAAAAUUAUGAAAGCUUUGGGUGGUAACGAGAAAGCUUACAAGCCUAUUAUAGGUAUCAUAAACCACAAGAUGAAAGAUGCAAAGACAAGUCGUGAUGAUAGAUUUGCCAAAAUACAAGGAAAAAUUGAUAGAUUUGGAGCGGAUCUUGCAAUUAAAGGUUGUAUGAUGAACAAUGUCGACUUUGAUCCGGCAAGAUGGUGGGGACUUUUUGGUGGCUCGGCUCCUCAUUUGAAAAGGAUUGCAAUGAGGAUUCUUUCUUUAACUAGUAGUUCAUCGAGUUGUGAAAGGAAUUGGAGCACGUUAGAAGCGGUACAUACAAAGAAACGUAAUAGAUUGGAUACAAAUAGAUUGAAUAAUCUUGUUUAUGUUCAAUUCAAUGCUAAUCUAAUGGGAAAAAACAAAAAGAGAAAAGAUAGGACUUUGGAAGUGCUUUUAGCAAAUGAUUCCCAAGCAGCUCAAGAAUGGAUGAUAGAUGGAGAUGACGGUGAUGGAGAUGAAGUUGACCCCGAAUCAGUGAUGGAAGCAAUUGAUGAAGCACUUGGGAAUAAUAAUAAUCAAGUACCCUAUAAAAAUUUCAACACCGAGAGAACUUUUUGA